UCCUGAACAGGAGUGUGUUUAUCAUGAGUUAUUAUCACCCAGUGUAGAGUGACUGAAGGUUUGGGGAACUACAAGCCCUGGGUGUCUCACACACGGCGUGGUGACGUCACACAGCGUUAGCUGAGCUUCCUGGUGCUCAGCAGAGGAGAAGUGAAACACUGCGAGCUAAACUUCUUUACCAUACAGAGAGGAGGCAAAAACAUGGUGUAAAAUGUGUCUCAGGUAAGCAGCAAUAAAGGCGCCCUGUUGUUCAAACGGUGAUUAAAGCGCGUCGCCAUGCUGUAAGCCAUGGACAGCAGAAUCCGUGAGAAUCCAGAAAGGACGUUUGACUUGGUGUUGCAGAUUGCAUGUCCAUCGUCUGAGAAUGAAGAUCCGACAGUGCUGUGGAAGUUCCCCCAGGACUUUGGAGACCAGGAGGUCCUGCAGACGGUUCCCAGGUUCUGUUUUCCAUUUGACGUAGAAAGAGUGUCCCAGAAUCAAGUGGGCCAGAACUUCACGUUUGUGCUGACUGAUAUCGAGAGCAAGCAGAGGUUCGGGUUCUGCCGUCUCACCUCAGGCUGUAAGGUGUGCAUCUGUCUGCUCAGUUAUCUUCCCUGGUUUGAGAAUUACUACAAGCUGCUAAACACCUUGGCAGACUACUUAUCCAAACACCAGGAAAACGAUCUGAAUGAUUUGUUGGAGAAGCUGUACAGGCUGAAAGUGCCAAAGCCCGACACAGCCGUAACUCUGAGCGUGCACUUGCACUUUGUUGCCCCAGAUAUUACCGGACUUCCUACCAUCCCUGAAAACAGGAAUCUAACGGAGUACUUUGUGGCAGUGGAUGUGAAUAACAUGCUGCACCUGUAUGCCAGCAUGCUGCAUGAGCGGCGCAUCAUCAUUACCUCCAGUAAACUUAGCACUUUAACUGCAUGUGUGCAUGGCUCAGCUUCCAUGCUCUACCCCAUGCACUGGCAACACAUCUACAUCCCUGUUCUUCCCUCACAUCUGCUGGACUACUGCUGUGCACCCAUGCCGUAUCUGAUUGGAGUUCAUCUGAGCCUGUUAGAGAGAGUGAAGAGCAGGUCUCUGGAAGACGUCAUUAUUCUAAACGUGGAUACGAACACGCUGGAGAGUCCUACUGAUGACCUGCACAACCUGCCCAGUGAUGUGGUCUCGAGUCUGAAGAGUAAGCUGAAGAAGCAGUCGACUGCCACGGGCAGCGGAGUGGCUCGGGCCUUCCUGCGCUCUCAGGCUGCACUGUUCGGCUCUUAUCGAGAUGCUCUGAGAUACAAACCCGGAGAGCCGAUCACCUUCAGCGAAGAGAGCUUCGUGGCACACCGCUCCAGUGCCAUGAAGAGUUUUCUAGAAAUGGCCGUGAACCUCCAGCUCUUCAAACAGUUCAUUGAUGGCAGACUGGCCAAAUUAAAUGAAGGAAGGGGUUUCACAGAUGUCUUUGAAGAAGAGAUCACAGAGGGGGGCUUUUGCGGAAGUAAUUCUAGAUCUUAUCAACAGUGGAUGCAUACUGUGAAGAGAGGUGUGAAUAAAGCAAGUCCAGCUGUGAAAUCUGCUUAUAAGAUCGCAAAAGUUCAUGCAAAAAAAGGCUUACGUGGCGUAAAGGACAAGAUGAAACUUAAGGACACGGAGGAGGAGGAGGGAGGUCUGUACUGUACAGGUUCUCCCACCAGCACCAAAAGUCUCUCACCGAGAAGGCUCCAGAAGAGAAGGGUGAGUUACCAGCAUCAAAACUACCAUACGUAUAUCAGUUUUCCAGACUAUCCUAUUGACAUGGAAGAUGAACUGGACACAGCCAGCAAAAUCUCCUCUGAGGACAGUGAGGAAGUGCCAUUCUACAUGGAGGACAGUGACGACUCGUGCGAAUUCGAGCAUGAUGCAGGUCAGACAGGUGAAAUGAAUUUGCUGGAAGAAAUUCUAGAUUCACUCAGCACCACCACGUUAGAUCAUGGUUCAAAGCUCUCCUCAGCCAAGAGCCUUGACUUUUUCCGGUCUAUGGAUGAGCUCGACUGCUGUACCACGUCUCUAUCUAUGACUAGUCCAGUUCAAACUGGUGAAGUGGGCACGGCCACCAGUGGAGAUCAGAGUGGAUGGAACAUGGGGCAGGAUGACAGCGCCAUCAAUGGCAAGCACCUCCCUCCUUCUCCUCGUCGCCAGUGCAGCACCCGCUCGCUGCCAGAUUCUACAAAACCCAGCGAGACCAUUUCAGACAUGAGGAAUUCUCUUAUGGUGCCUCCCACUCAGCCUCUGGCAUGCAAAUUGGGUACGAAUGCCAGCCCUUCUGUCUAUCUAGAGCUUCCCUCGGACCUGAAGCUGAGCCCAGAGAGUCAGGUGACGGAGGGCUCCAGUGGCCUGAGGAGGAAAGUCCUAUCCAAAGAGACUCUGAGGCACUACCAAGAGCGUUCACAGCAAGGGGGAAGCAACAGGCAGCCUUCACUGCUUAUUCCUUGGGAAAUAGAAAACAAAGGCAAUAGAGAAGAAGGGGAGGCCAAGGUUCAGGAAAAAGGCUUGCUGGAGGAAAUUGAGUGUCGUCUCAGUGCGGCUUUGAACUCUAACUUGUAACCCAUGCCAGACCACAACAGUACAGUACAGCGUAGGCCUGAGAAUUUCAGCUCCCUCCUUCUUCUUCCUUUCUUUCCUGUACACCAUAAUCAUUCUGUAUCAGAGCUACCUUUUGUAUCAUUUACUAAAUUUUACUUGUGUUUAAGAAUUGUUUUGUAAAUGGGUAUUGGAAAGUUUGUUUGGCAAAAUGAUUAGUUAUCAUAGGUGAUCGUACGGGGAAGCACAGCAGCAGCACAGCGGGUUGCAUUUCUGUCUCACAGCUCCAGGAUCCCUGGUUUAAUCCUGAGCUCUGGUUACUGUGUGGAGUUUUGUUCGUUUUCUUCCUGUCUGUGUGGGUUUCUUUUGGGUUCUCCAGUUUCUCCAGUUUCAUCCAACCUCCAAAAAAGAUAAUUCAGAAAAUUCAAUCUAAGGUUUAAAUGAAUUGCUCAGUGUGUCUGUGUGUUCACACGGUGCCCAGUGAUGGACUGGCCGCUCAUCCUGGGUACAGUAUAUUCGCUGUUUAAGCGCUUCCUGUACGUGAGUGAGGUGAUUCCAAGCCAGUAAUUUGCACUUCCAAACAGGUACAAUUAAGUUAAUCACUGUAAAUCUGAAUUUUUAGAGAAUGAGCUUAUUCCACAUAAUAUAUUUUUACAAAAGUCUAUUUUUGAACAAGACAGCACGCCUUAAAGGUAUUUCUGAUUUGCUUCUGGUACUAUGCAGUGUUCAUUAACCGUGAAUCUCUGUGCUCUAUGGACUCAUGCUGCCUUCGAUGUCUGUAGCUUUAGGUCAUUCUUACUCCUCAGUUAUGUUGGGGUUUUUGUUGUUGUUGUGGUGUACAUUUAUAAUGUAUAAUUCAGAAGUAACAGCACAUUUUGUUACAACUUACGUGUGGUUUGUUUCCCAAGACUCAUUCUCAGGUCGGUGUUUUCUUCAAAUACAUUGUGACCUUUGCAGCACAGCAUCUAAUGCACAAGAAAGCCUUGUAUUUUUCUUUUAGUACACUUGCCUCUAAAGGACACGUCAGCUUAGCUGGAGGUGAACACAGGUAUGUAUAGUGAAAACAUAAUCCUGGUUUCCUCAUCACUGUAGCCAGGACGGUUUUUUCUGUAUGGUCAAGUCAUCAAACCCUGUAUUUGUGUGAUAGUUUACCGCCAGAGUUUGUUAGAUAUUGUUAUUCUGAAUUGUUUCAAUUUUUACAUUAAAACUAAAUAUUCUACUAUAUUAUGACCCAGAUCGUGUAAAAGUGGUAUUACUUAAUGGUGUUUUUUUUUUUCCUCUUUCAUAUUUGUUUGUGUAUGUCGAUGAAAGUUAAUCACCCGUAAAAUAACCAAGCGUGUUCCUGACACAGCUGGUUUGCAUGCAGUGAUGCCUACAAAAACUCCUGAAAAACUGGUGUACAUUAUUUUGACUCAAUACUGUGCCAAUAAAAAUAUUACAGAACAUAAUGUUAAUGAUAAAAAAGUGAUUUUAUUAUGAAAUAUGGAAAAUAUUCAGCUGAAGGAUUUGAUUAAGGAUUAUUUAUUAUAUAUAUAUAUAUAUAUAAUUUUUUUUUUUUUUCAAAAUUGUAGGAUUUUUAUGAACACCAGUAUACAUCCGUACAAACAAUUUAUGAGUUACAAUUUAUGAGUGCGAUUUAUUUAGUGCAAAACUACAGAGCCAAAUAUCUGAAUGAUAAAUAACAUUGUAACAUUUAACAUUAAAUAACAUUGUUGUUGUUGUUGUUGUAACUUUGUGCACAUUAUUGGUAUUGAAAAUUCAAAGUAGUAGUUAUUUAUGCAUAAAGAUGUCUAAAAUGUUGGAAAGUUAAGAGUUCAAACACAUCACCAAGCCACUACUGCUAUACAAAAUGAAAGGUGGUGUUUGCUCUAAAUAAAGGUUUCUGUCAGUAACGAAAGUCUAGCAGCACGAUAUUAGGUACUACAUUUUUCUGUUAUUUUUUUUUCCAUUGUAAGACGUGUUAUUUGGAAAGUAAAAUUGUUGUUACGGAAUAAGGAAAGACAUUUUCUAGUGAGAGGUUUCAGUAUUAUUUGAGUGGGAAAAGUAGUUUGGUUAAUUAACUUCAUGCAGUAUGGGUGUGCCUUAUUAACUGAAUGUAUGUAACUCACGGUGUUCCUUAAUCAAUCCCUCCAUUCAUAUAUACUGUAUUUUAUUAAGAAUGACAAAAUGACAUUACACUUGUUCCCUUCUAUCCUGAUGUCUCUCCCAGCAUGACUCUGCCCACAUACACAAGGAAUCUCACUGAGUGCAUUGAUGAGUAUGAAAUAAUAAAUCAUCAUAUGCUAUGAUGUGAAAUUGAGCACUUAUCAUAACCAUCAUCAAAAAUACCACCUGAGGACAAAGCUUUAGGACGACCGGCGUUCCUCUGUCCAACAACGUUCCAGAAAUGUGUAGAAUCUAAUGCACAGAUGAUUUGAAGCAAAAACCUUUCAAAAGGAAAUAUCAUCUUUGAUAAAACUGGUGAUGUUAUCUUAAUAAAAUUGAGAGACACUGUUUUUUAGAUUGUCAUCAUACAAUGCAUGCAUCUUACCUUUUUUUUUUCAAGUGCUAUAUCUAUUUCUAAAAAAUCUGUUUCAGGAAUGUGCUUUAUUAAAAGAAAAACUAUUUUAUUUCUCUGUCAUAUUAUUUGAGAAUCUUUGUUCUGAGUAUGAAAGCUUUUACUAAAUGUAAACACUUGUAAAAUUGCUUGCCAAAGGAUAGCAUUAAGCCCUAUACAGACAGUAUACUUGGGGUCCUGGGUUCGUUUUCUACAAUAUAUUACAGGAGCUUUUUUACAGUGAUUUUUACUGGAUGUGUCCUCAUUUUUUCUCUUAAAGGAAAGUGCCAGGUUGAAUUAACUAUAUAAUUAAUUAAAUUCAGUGGACAUCUGAUAAUUUGUGUAGAUUCACAUGUCCAUGAUUUUUUAUGUAGUGUCUUCAAUGUGUAAAAAAAAAAAAGUCAUUAAAAAAAGUGCCACAGACUGAUCACCUCCAUGCCGUGCCGAACUGAGGCAGUAAUUAAAGCAAAAGGAGCCCCAACCAAGUAUUGAGUACAUAUACAGUAAUUGAACAAACUUACCAGAAGGCCAACAAUUCACUAAAAAUGUUUUUUAUUGGUCUUAUGAAGUAUUCAAAUUUUUUUAAGAUGGGUUUUUGUUAAAUGUGAGACAAAAUCAUCACAAUUAAAAGAACCAAACACAUAAAUUUCUUCAGUCUGUGUGUACUGAAUUUAUAUACAUGAGUUUCACUAUUUGAGUUGAAUUACUGAAAUAAAUGAAACAAACUUUUCCAUGACGUUCUAUUUUAUUGAGAUGCACCUGUAUAUACUGUGGAGUGAAAAUCCCAGACAUCAGAUUUGACAUCCACAUCCAUGUCACGGUUAAAGUCUGAUCCGUGACUUUUUCUUUGUUUGGUGUGAAUAUUAUCUGAGGCUCCUGACUUGUAUCUGCAUGGUUGUACAGUAUGCAUUGUGCUGCUGCCGCAUUAUUGGCUGAUUGUAUAACUGCAUGAAUUGUUGGGUUCCUAAUAAAGUGCCUAGUAACUGUAAUAAUUUUUCCAAGUUAGGUUGUUUAUGUUGAAUAUAUUCAGUAAUAUGUGUCUAAACAACACAACUGGGAUGUGAGCAGAUCAUCUCCCGAUUUUUCAGUGUAUGUGUGUUUGUACAUUAUUUGAUGCACAUCAUUAAAGAGUCUUUGUUUGCCUGGUA
Tachysurus vachellii is the source of this 6213-nucleotide messenger RNA. It is a transcript of the gene dennd1b, whose product is annotated as DENN/MADD domain containing 1B. The transcript has 22 exons. Gene Ontology annotation, molecular function: phosphatidylinositol phosphate binding; guanyl-nucleotide exchange factor activity. Gene Ontology annotation, biological process: endocytic recycling; endocytosis. NCBI's taxonomy places the organism in Eukaryota, Metazoa, Chordata, Actinopteri, Siluriformes, Bagridae. Bases 289 to 2553 code for a protein of 754 amino acids. Gene Ontology annotation, cellular component: nuclear speck; intracellular membrane-bounded organelle; cytosol. The record is from RefSeq and is a predicted model, not a curated record.